Molecule: messenger RNA, 413 nt
Organism: Tilletiopsis washingtonensis
Lineage: Eukaryota; Fungi; Basidiomycota; Exobasidiomycetes; Entylomatales
Exons: 4
Source: RefSeq, a predicted model, not a curated record
CCUGCACGUUUCAGAUCCAGACCUCGUGUGGUCCGCACCUGUCUCAUCCAGCCCACCCUCGCGACUCACGAUGCCGAAAGCCAAGGACGAGAAGGAGAGCAAGGUCAAGGCCUCCUCGCCGGGGAAGGCGAAGCCCGAGAACGGCAGCGCGGCCAGGCCGGGCUCGUGGCGUCCCGAGGACAAGCUCAAGAUUCUCGACGCCGUGCUCGCGAACGCCAGGGGCGUCGACUGGCACGCGCUCGCCGCCGAGAUGGGCCGCCCCAAGAGCCAGGUGUGGGACCAAUGGCGCAAGCUGAUGAUCAAGGACCUGCGCUCGCACUACGGUGGCACGUGAGGCGCAGCUCGGCGGCGCGCUUGACGGCACCUCGGCACAAUCGAUGUGCCAGCUCUCGACGUUGAAACGUGAGCCCGUC